This is a messenger RNA of Aureobasidium vineae, 1149 nucleotides long. Lineage: Eukaryota; Fungi; Ascomycota; Dothideomycetes; Dothideales; Saccotheciaceae. The record is from the annotation of a GenBank genome assembly.
AUGUCGAGUGCAGCAACCGAGCGGAAAAUCAACAAAUGGAGAUUAUGGGGCGUCAACAAAUUCCUUGAGGUGAACACUGCCCUAUCACCAAAGCAGGAAAGGAACGGCGAGCCACCAACCCUUGGUCUGGUCAGAUCACUAUACCACGAAGAUGAGAAGGAAGCCACGGAACUGUUGCAGGAAGCUCGAUCUUCACUCAAAGAAAUGGACAUGACAUGGGUCAUAUUCGGAGCUUGCGAGUUUCUCAACGAAUAUCCAUUGCGAACCUCCAAGGAAAAUGGAUCUGUGCUCCUCAAGCAUAGCGACGUCUUUCGCACAUUCGGAAAGAAGGCGUCACAAGGCACCAAGCUGUACACCAAAGCUGGUGAGGCUUACUUGCGUUUUCGAAAGAUCAGAGACCUCAAUACUCUGCCAAUGCCUCUAUUUGCCAAAGAUUACCUACCCGCAGGAUGGAUGGAGUACACGUCCUACAGAUCAAGCGUUAGCCAAAGAUUAGAAUCGAAAACUGGCGCCAGCCUACCGAUGUUUGACAUCCUUAUGUUCACAAGCUUCGACCUUUUCGAGCGGGUUAACGCAGAAACCAUUGAACCAACCAAGCCUAUCCCAAUCGUUUCACGAACCCUCUUCGAACUGAUCAAACGUACGAGCUACACAGACUAUAACGCAAGCGAACAGGGCUGGAGUGACAGCAAGAAGCUGGAUGAGAUGAAGGAUGAAGAUAUGCGCUACCUAAUCGUCAGGCUGAAAGGAGGCCGCUCGCCAGCACCCGAGAAGCAAUGGAGCGAGAACCUAGAACUGGACUCAUCAAUCAUUGGCUUCCUAUCUUUCAUGAUCACAGAAGAGGAAGAAGAGAAUGUCGCCUACAUCUACGAAAUUCACAUCUCCGAGCACUUCCGCGAUUGUGGUCUGGGACGACAUCUCUUCAGCCUGGUUGAACACAUCGGUAGAGCUACUGGUAUGGACAAAACAAUGCUCACCAUCUUCACGUGUAACACGCACGCGCGAAGAUGGUACGACUCACGCGUAUACGAAGUAGAUGAGAUCAGUCCAAGGCCAAGAAAACUCAGGGGAGGAAGAUCUAUUGAACCAGAAUAUGAGAUUCUAAGCAAGCGUCUCCAGGAACACGCGAACAAGAAGACCAAGUCAUGA